Vanderwaltozyma polyspora DSM 70294 is the source of this 1248-nucleotide messenger RNA. It is a transcript of the gene LAC1, whose product is annotated as sphingosine N-acyltransferase LAC1. The transcript has a single exon. Gene Ontology annotation, cellular component: membrane. The coding region runs from base 1 to 1248 and encodes 415 amino acids. Gene Ontology annotation, molecular function: sphingosine N-acyltransferase activity. Gene Ontology annotation, biological process: ceramide biosynthetic process. NCBI's taxonomy places the organism in Eukaryota, Fungi, Ascomycota, Saccharomycetes, Saccharomycetales, Saccharomycetaceae. The record is from RefSeq and is a predicted model, not a curated record.
AUGAGUGAAAAUAAAAAGGGUAGUCUAAGUGCACCUGUAAUGAGAAACAGAGCUACAUCUUCUGUUGGCAAGAUUGAUGUGGGUGAUACCGUUCCAGGUUUAGGAACCAUGGAUGAAUCCAAAGCAUCGAAGAUUGCUGCUGAAGAAAGAAUGCAAAGAAUCUGCCAAGGUGAUGGUGAUGAUAUGGAUUUAAUGAAAAAAAUUUGGUUAUCUUAUAGAGAAAUGAAUUAUCGCCAUACAUGGCUAACACCUUUGGUUCUUUUAAUCAUAUUUUAUAGUGCAUAUAUUACUUCUGGCAAUAGAACUGAAAGUAAUCCAUUACAUCAAUUUGUUGCAGUUUCUUAUCAAGUUGGUGACACUGAUUAUUAUGGUAAAGGUAUCAAAGAUUUAUCCUUUAUAUUCUUUUACAUGAUCUUUUUCACAUUUCUAAGAGAAUUUCUAAUGGAUGUCGUUAUUCGUCCAAUUACAAUCAAAAAACUGAAGAUCACUUCAAAACAUAGAAUCAAUAGAAUGAUGGAGCAAGUAUAUUCAAUUAUUUACUGUGGUGUCUCAGGUCCAUUCGGUUUAUAUAUCAUGUACCAUUCAGAUUUAUGGUUAUUUGAAACCAAAACAAUGUACCGUACUUAUCCAGAUUUGAAUAAUACUUACCUUUAUAAAUUAUUUUAUUUAGGUCAAGCAGCAUUUUGGGCUCAACAAGCUUGUGUUUUGGUUCUGCAAUUAGAAAAGCCAAGAAAGGAUCGUAGAGAAUUGGUUUUCCAUCAUAUUGUAACCCUAUUGCUGAUCUGGUCAUCGUAUGUUUUCCAUUUCACUAAAAUGGGUCUAGCAAUUUAUAUUACAAUGGAUGUCUCAGAUUUCUUUCUUGCUUUAUCAAAAGCUUUGAACUAUUUGGAAUAUGAAUAUACCCCUGUUGUAUUUAUUAUUUUCGUCAUUUCUUGGGUCUAUUUACGUCAUAUUGUUAACAUUAAAAUUUUAUGGUCGGUUUUAACACAAUUCCGUACUGAAGGUAAUUAUGUCCUAAAUUAUGCUACCCAGCAAUAUAAAUGUUGGAUAUCGCUACCAAUUGUUUUCAUUUUGAUUUUUGCAUUACAAUUAGUCAACUUAUACUGGUUGGUUUUGAUCUUAAGAAUCUUGUAUAGAGCAGUUUGGAAAGGUGUUCAAAAAGAUGAAAGAAGUGACUCCAGUGAAUCUGAUGAUGAUGAUGAACCGGCUGAAACCUCCAGUAACAAUGACAACAAGAAAAACAAUUAA